Messenger RNA from Erinaceus europaeus (western European hedgehog), 2138 nucleotides. It is a transcript of the gene SEH1L, whose product is annotated as SEH1 like nucleoporin. The coding region runs from base 133 to 1530 and encodes 465 amino acids. Gene Ontology annotation, biological process: cellular response to amino acid starvation; positive regulation of TORC1 signaling. Gene Ontology annotation, molecular function: structural molecule activity; protein binding. Lineage: Eukaryota; Metazoa; Chordata; Mammalia; Eulipotyphla; Erinaceidae. Gene Ontology annotation, cellular component: nuclear pore outer ring; Seh1-associated complex. The transcript has 9 exons. The record is from RefSeq and is a predicted model, not a curated record.
ACGCGCGGGCAGCACGCGCCGUGCGCGCGCCCCGGUGGCGGGUCCGGUGGGCUGCGGGCCGCGCGCCGCCGCGCUCGCCCUCUCUGGAGGCGGGAGGGGCAGACGGAGGCGACGCGGGCCCCGGCGGAAGCCAUGUUCGUGGCGCGUAGUAUCGCGGCGGACCAUAAGGAUCUCAUCCAUGAUGUCUCUUUUGAUUUCCACGGGCGGCGGAUGGCGACCUGCUCCAGCGACCAGAGUGUCAAGGUCUGGGAUAAAAGUGAAAGUGGUGAUUGGCACUGUACUGCUAGCUGGAAGACACAUAGUGGAUCUGUGUGGCGUGUGACUUGGGCCCAUCCUGAAUUUGGACAGGUUUUGGCUUCCUGUUCUUUUGACAGAACAGCUGCUGUAUGGGAAGAAAUAGUGGGAGAGUCUAAUGAUAAACUCCGAGGCCAGAGUCAUUGGGUUAAGAGGACAACUCUAGUGGAUAGUAGGACAUCUGUCACUGAUGUGAAAUUCGCACCUAAGCAUAUGGGACUCAUGUUAGCGACCUGUUCUGCGGACGGGAUAGUAAGGAUAUACGAGGCACCGGAUGUCAUGAACCUUAGCCAGUGGUCCCUGCAGCACGAGAUCUCAUGCAAGCUAAGCUGUAGUUGCAUUUCUUGGAACCCUUCAAGCUCUCGUGCUCAUUCUCCCAUGAUAGCUGUAGGAAGUGAUGACAGCAGUCCAAAUGCAAUGGCCAAGGUUCAGAUUUUUGAAUAUAACGAAAACACCAGGAAAUACGCAAAAGCUGAAACCCUCAUGACAGUCACAGAUCCUGUCCAUGAUAUUGCAUUUGCUCCAAACUUGGGAAGGUCUUUUCAUAUUCUAGCCAUAGCAACCAAAGAUGUGCGGAUCUUUACGUUAAAGCCUGUGAGGAAAGAACUUACUUCCUCUGGUGGACCAACAAAGUUUGAAAUCCACAUAGUGGCUCAGUUUGAUAAUCAUAAUUCUCAGGUCUGGCGAGUGAGUUGGAAUAUAACAGGAACAGUGCUAGCAUCUUCAGGAGAUGAUGGCUGUGUGAGAUUGUGGAAAGCUAAUUAUAUGGACAAUUGGAAGUGCACUGGUAUUUUGAAAGGUAAUGGGAGCCCUGUCAGUGGGAGUUCUCAGCAGGGAAACUCAAAUCCUUCCCUAGGUUCAAAUACCCCAAAUCUUCAACAUUCACUAAAUGGAUCUUCUGCUGGCAGCAUGUGUUUUCUCCUCUUUGGUUCUCUUUGUAUUUACUACUUUUCUCUUUUUCUUCUUUUUUUUUUUUUUUUUCUCUCUUCCCCCCCUCCCCCUGUUGUUUUUGUUCUGGUGUUUUGUUCCUGUCUUCAUUGUUUCAGGUAUUUCUUUCCCCCUCUGGAUUCCCCACGGGCUGGAUCGAGAUGGUCCAGUUAUGCCCAGCUCCUUCCUCCUCCUCCUCUGGUAGAGUACUCUUGCGAUGCUGACACUGCCAACCUCCAGUAUCCUCACCCUCGCAGACGAUCUCUCUCUCGACCUCUUAACCCCUUACCUGAGAAUGAAGGGGUUUAAAACACUGAUCUAACACUUGAAGGCCUUAUUCAAGUGCUUGUGAAGGCUUUCAUUCCUGGCUGCCUUUUGUUUAUCUUCAUUUCCUUUCAGAAGAUUGUUUUUUUUUCUAAUUUAGGUUCUGUCUUGCAUGUAUUACAGUCAGAACACAGUGUUUGGAACCUAAAUGUGUUUGUGCUUCUGCAUCAAAGGAAAUGCUUCAUUGGUUGAUAACCUUUGAUGAAAUGAGAUACUCACAAGUAGCAUUAACUGUGAGAGUUACACUUGGUAGCUGAUUUCAAAGUGCCUGUCUCAUAAUUUUCUUUUGAACUGAUAUCAUGGUGUUAAGUUUCUUAUAGUCUGUUAUAUUGAUUAAUGUGAAAUCUUUGCAUUAUUGAAGCUCACUCUGCCUUUGAGACGUAUUAGAAAUUGCUUUUCAUUUUACAGGCUAAUGUUGCAAGGGACUUGUAAAAUAAAUCAUUCCUGUGUAUAAAGUGGCAAAACAUAAUAUGGACUGUUUGGCAUUUUUGUUUUUUAAAUGAAAUUGCCUCUCACUACUUGGAAUUAUUGUUUAAAACUUUUGUAAUUGUUCUCCCAAGUAGGUUAUUUAAUAAAAUGUAUUUUAAAAGACA